CGUUAGCGGGUAGCCAUGGCAACGACCCCCCUCAUCUCCCGGCGUCCCUCCCCUCCCCAUGGCCGUGAGACCCCUCCCCCGCUGCUGAGUCGACUUGGCUACAGUACAGUGUUCAACAUGUACGCUAAGGGGAAGGGCUCAUCGGUGCCCUCCGAUGCGCAAGCCAGGGAAAAAUUGGCGUUAUACGUUUACGAAUAUCUCCUCCACGUAGGUGCCCAAAAGGCAGCACAGACCUUCCUUUCUGAAAUAAGAUGGGAGAAAAAUAUCACUCUAGGGGAGCCGCCCGGGUUCCUUCACUCCUGGUGGUGUGUGUUCUGGGACCUGUAUUGCGCGGCUCCGGAGCGGCGCGACACUUGCGAACACUCCAGUGAGGCCAAGGCCUUCCACGACUACCCUCGGCGGGACCCAAUGGGAUUUGUAAAUUCAGGUUACAGCGUCAACGGUAUCGCUCACGUAAGUAAUAUAGUCGGCCAAGCGUCGUGGAACGCCGGCCCCACACCAUCUCCGCUCGGCCAAAUGCCUCCCAGUGACGGGAUGGGUCCAGCCGGCCCCAUGCCCCCUGGCUUUUUUCCGACGCCGGGCAUGAGACCAUCCCCAGGUCCCAACCCCCCCUCUCAGGCCUCUCCCCACCCCCCUGGGGGGCCUGGGGGCCCAGGAGGGCCAGGGGGGAGCCCCAUGCACAUGAAUCCGCAGCCUUUCAUGUCACCUAGAUAUCCUGGUGGGCCUCGGCCUGGGGUAAGAAUGCCUCAAAUGCACAGUGACUUCACCGGGCCUCCAGCACAACCUAUUAUGCCCAACAGUAUGGACCCCACUCGUCAAGGAGAUGGAGACUUUGUUGGUUGGCAAGGUCCUCCAGGAAUGAAUCCACGAAUGACUGGUCCACGAGGCCCAGCCAUGGGUCCUGGACCUGGUAUGGGUCCUAUGGGUCCAGCAGCAUAUGGUCCAGGCAUGAGAGGACCACCACCUAACAGUAUUGGUCCAGGACCUGGUGGACCAGGAGGCCCAGGACCUGGAGGUCCUGGGCCAGGGAUGCCAGCAAUGAGUAUGGGAGGACCAGGCCCUAGACAACCAUGGACGCCGAACACAUCAACUCCAAUGAGUUACUCGUCAUCCUCGCCUGGGACGUAUGGUGGCAUGAUGGGUCCACCCGGCACUGGAGGCCCUCCUGGUCCUGGCACCCCCAUCAUGCCCAGUCCACAAGGGUCGAGUGGAGCUUUCUCUCCCGCCCGCCUGCCUCCCACUCCGCGGCCAGACACAUCUAGUAGUGGGGCCGAUGCCAUGUUUCCCAUGAUGAAGCCAGUACCAGGAGGAGGCAUGCCAGGGGACUUCCCCCUGGGUAGUGGUCCAGAUGGACCCAUGGGCGGUCCAAUGGGUCCAAAUACUAUGGGACCUGUUAUGAAUGGAGAUGGCCUUGAUGGCAUGAAAAAUUCUCCUGCUAAUGGUCCUGGUACGCCGCGGGACGAUGGAGGUGGUAUGGGUGACUACAAUUUAGGAAGCUUCGGGGGCCCACCGGAGAGUGACUUAAACAGCCGUGAAAGCACCUUAGGCAUCAUUUGAAAGCAGGCGUGACAAUGGUUGCGUGAGGACCAAGUUUAGAGUGCGACUUGACCAGAAUGAGUCUGCUGCCAUCCUAAAGAUCAAGGAAACUAUGCAAGAAGAAGCAAAGAGAUUUGAAAAAGACGUUCCACCAGAUCAUCCAGACUACUUCAUGCCGUGACGUGACCCUUUCCCAUCCCCACUUUACCCUGUGAACUAGCUCUCUGCUCCCUACAGAAACUGUGACAUGGCAUCAGUCUGGGGGUUUGCAUUCCUCUUAUCCCUAGCUGCUGAAGACUUGCUAUAGCUCAGUUAUGAGGGCAAUGUGCGAGUGCAGUAAAGACUGUGUCCUCACAGUAACUUUACACCACAAAUUUUACAGUGAUGUGAUUCUGUGUGCGGUGGAGUGACGAUGGGACAAUGGGUCCUAAGCUGACUUUGAGGAACUGGUUUAUCAGCCCUCGACACAACUAUUAAGUGAAUCAAAACUUAGAGCUCCAGUAAAUGGGGUGCUAUCCUACAGUGAAAUUUGACAUGUGAUUAGAAACACUAGUGAUUUCCUUUGCAAAGUCUGGAAAGGCAGGAUGAGCAUUUGGAGGAAAUGGGUAAAUGUUUGACUUCUUGCAUAGACCAUAUUGAGAGAAGUGGAAAACUGGACCUGAUUUCUGCUGUUUGAUGAUAAGUCUGUUGUGUCAUUCAUUGUGCUUUCUAUGUGAAUCUUGUAGGAAACAAAAUUACUAUUAUUAUUAUUUUGUAUUUUUUAUCAAUUUCAAUAAUUUAAAAUCCCAAGAUCCAUAGCCUAAACAGCAGUGUCAGGAGACUAGGGCAGCCAGGGUAAGAUGGAGAUGUAGAUAUUUUCAUAAACCGUCAUUGCUCACGGGUGGUGUCCGCUCGCCUCAACAGGACAACCAGUGCUGCCUGUCUCCUGGCGGAACCUUUGUAGGAGUGCCCACAGUUUUCUCCUCUCCACGAGAAAACUCCUCCCUCUCAGUCCCAGGCACCAGCAGUCCCCCCACACUACUACCAACGUCACCCUGGGACAUGCCCCUGGGAUGGAUUGGAAAUAUCCCCAGGGUGUUGGCCCAGAGCCAGCUGGAACCUACUCACCUAGGGCCUGGCACCCAUGUACAAAUCCCCCAGCCUGGGACCUCUGGGACCUGGCACGUGAUCUGCCCUCCACAUGUGCGAAAGACAGAAAUGUCUAUUCUCACUAGUAUUACUCAGACUAUUCUGGCCUCAGGGCCAACUCAUGUAAUAUCAGAUGGGAAGUCUUUUAUUCAGACUACUUUGUGUUAGCUUAUCUACCAGACUGGAAGUGAUGACCUGUCUCUAUUCUGUACAGAUCUAUCCAAGUGUUGUAGAUGUAGAAAUAAUUUAUUAUUUGUCAUGUCCAAAUCUGUCUCUUUUAUCUUUCUUCUAGACUCCCUCCCUAUGUUAUACUGUUUUAACCACAAUGACCACCCCACUCCUAUGUCCAUGACCCAACACCACCAUUAUUACCUUUUCUCUCACCACCACUAUCACCACCACCUCACCACCACAACCACCACCAACUCACCACCACCUCACCACCACCACCUCACUACCACCUCACCACCACCACAGCCACCACCACCACCACCAAGAGAAGUACCAACACAAAACCUUUGGUCUAGCGGUAUGGUUUACAUGACUGCUGUCCAUUCAACCAGCGCCAAAUGUAAAUCACUGAAAACUUCUGCCCAAGGUACACCACCACCUCCAGAACAUAGCCACACUGGGGGAUUAACCUGGUACUACAUUGUAAAUUUAAAAUAAACUUUAUAUACAUCCUUUGAGAUGACUCACAAUGUACCUUAACUGAAUUCAUCUCCCUUUCUAUACAACUGAGAAACUCAUGCCUUCAAUUAUUUUACAGGGUCCUAUGUGUAUCUUUUGUUGAAGUAAAUGUUCCUGUCUAUGAUAUAUAUUAACAUAAUUUUGUAUAAAUCAUAUGUCAAAAAUGAAUGAGAUUUA
Messenger RNA from Eriocheir sinensis (Chinese mitten crab), 3531 nucleotides. It is a transcript of the gene Ssdp, whose product is annotated as single-stranded DNA-binding protein 3-like. The transcript has 20 exons. The record is from RefSeq and is a predicted model, not a curated record. Gene Ontology annotation, cellular component: nucleus. Lineage: Eukaryota; Metazoa; Arthropoda; Malacostraca; Decapoda; Varunidae. The coding region runs from base 16 to 1557 and encodes 513 amino acids. Gene Ontology annotation, molecular function: protein binding; single-stranded DNA binding. Gene Ontology annotation, biological process: positive regulation of transcription by RNA polymerase II.